CCCUCUGCUUAGCACCGUUGACCCCAAAAUAAAGAUCAAGCGCAUCAAUACCACAGCAUGAGCGGAAUAACUGACGAGGCAGCCAUAGAAGGCCAUGACCUCAUUCACCAAGCCGAGCUAGAGGAAGAGAGGAUGCAUGAAAGUGACAAUGCGCCACAUUCCGAUGCUAGCCAGGCAGUACCAUCGCCGACCCAAACCAAAUAUCCAGAUACAAGUCCAAGGGAUCCACAUGACACCCCGCAGUCCCAGCAUAAAGAAUCCACACUUGACAAAAUAAAGGAAGCACUGCAUAUCAAAUAGCAAGCCAGGAGAACUCAGAGGGUCAUGUAAUAGUGACAAAGUGAUUUUGCUUAAUUCACAG
Molecule: messenger RNA, 361 nt
Organism: Aspergillus novofumigatus IBT 16806
Lineage: Eukaryota; Fungi; Ascomycota; Eurotiomycetes; Eurotiales; Aspergillaceae
Exons: 2
Coding region: 58-300 (80 amino acids)
Source: RefSeq, a predicted model, not a curated record